This is a messenger RNA of Limanda limanda (common dab), 2941 nucleotides long. RefSeq names its product WD repeat domain 20a (gene wdr20a). The record is from RefSeq and is a predicted model, not a curated record. Gene Ontology annotation, molecular function: protein binding. Lineage: Eukaryota; Metazoa; Chordata; Actinopteri; Pleuronectiformes; Pleuronectidae. Bases 1 to 1887 code for a protein of 628 amino acids. The transcript has 4 exons.
AUGUUAAUUUCAAAGAUGGCGGCGGAGGGAGGAGGGAAGGAGAUGAACGAGAUCAAAACUCAGUUCACCACUCGGGAAGGCGUCCACAAGCUCCUCACGCACUCCGAGUACAGCCGGCCGAACCGGGUGCCCUUCAACUCGCAGGGCUCCAACCCGGUCAAGGUCUCCUUCGUCAACGUCAACGACCAGUCGGGCAACGGCGACCGGAUCUGCUUCAAUGUGGGCCGGGAGCUCUACUUCUACAUCUACAAGGGCGUCCGGAAGGCCGCUGACCUGAGCAAGCCCAUCGACAAGCGCAUCUACAAGGGGACGCAGCCCACCUGCCAUGACUUCAACCACCUCACGGCCACGGCAGAGAGCGUGUCCCUGCUGGUGGGCUUCUCAGCGGGACAGGUCCAGCUCAUCGACCCCAUCAAGAAGGAGACGAGCAAGCUCUUCAACGAGGAGAGACUAAUAGACAAGUCCAGAGUAACAUGUGUGAAAUGGGUGCCGGGCUCCGAGAGCCUGUUCCUCGUCUCCCACUCCAGUGGAAAUAUGUACCUGUACAACGUGGAGCAUACCUGUGGCACCACAGCGCCGCACUACCAGCUGCUCAAGCAGGGGGAGAACUACUCUGUGCACACGUGUAAGAGUAAAUCCACGCGGAACCCUCUCCUCAAAUGGACAGUGGGCGAGGGAGCUCUGCACGAGUUUGCCUUCUCUCCGGACGGGAAGUUCCUGGCCUGCGUGAGCCAGGACGGCUUCCUACGGGUCUUCAACUUUGACGCUGUUGAGCUUCACGGCACCAUGAAGAGCUACUUCGGUGGCUUGCUGUGCGUGUGCUGGAGCCCGGACGGAAAGUACAUCGUCGCGGGUGGAGAGGACGACCUGGUGACCGUGUGGUCGUUCUUGGACUGCCGAGUCAUCGCCCGAGGGCACGGGCACAAGUCGUGGGUGAGCGUGGUGGCGUUUGAUCAUUACACCACCAGCGUGGAGGAGAGCGACCCGAUGGAGUUCAGCGGCAGCGAUGAGGACUUCCAGGAUCAGAUGAUCCACUUCGGACGGGACCGGGCCAACAGCACGCAGUCUCGUCUCUCCAAGCGCAACUCCACGGACAGCCGGCCUGUUAGCGUGACGUACCGGUUUGGCUCCGUGGGCCAGGACACUCAGAUGUGCCUAUGGGACCUCACUGAGGAUAUCCUCUUCCCGCAUCUUCCGCUCUCACGGACACGGACACACACUAACGUGAUGAAUGCCACCAGCCCUCCUCCUGCGGGCGCUACAAUAAUCACUAACACCUCUAGUAACGCUACUAAUGGAAACAGCAGUGGUGCCAAUACUCCCGGCAUUAACUCUCUCUCCACCGCAUUACCGCGCUCCAACAGCCUACCCCACCCCAACAGCCUACCCCACCCAGUUGCCACCACCACCACCACCACCACAACGACAACGACGACGGCAAACAAUACCAACAAGGCCGGCAGCGGCGGUGGAAUCGGCAGCGCAAUUUUGGACAGUGCCAUCGCCACGGGCGUGAGCAAGUUCGCCACGCUGUCCCUCCACGAUAGGAAGGAGCGGCACCCGGAGAAGGACCACAAGCGCAACCACAGCAUGGGUCACAUCAGCAGCAAGAGCAGCGACAAGCUCAACCUGCUGACCAAAACCAAAACGGACCCCGCUAAGACUCUGGGCACGCUGCUGUGCCCGCGCAUGGAGGACGUGCCCCUCCUCGAGCCCCUCAUCUGUAAAAAGAUAGCACACGAGAGACUGACUGUACUCAUAUUUUUAGAGGACUGUUUAGUGACUGCUUGUCAGGAGGGAUUUAUUUGCACAUGGGCGAGGCCAGGCAAAGUGGGUUUAUUGUCAUCCCAAAACCAAGCCAGCUCUCCCAGUGGAACAGUAGUAUAGCCACAAUAUUUCUGCUGCUAAAGAACCCUGCAACCCAGAGUCUGAUGCUGCUCUCCACCCUGCAAGCAUUGCAAGUUUUCCUUUUCUUUUAUACCCCUCCUACCUCCCGAUUUUUUUGUUUAUAGCUUUUCUGUUGUUUUUUUUCCGUUUAUCACUCACUUGAGGAUUGAAGGAAGAAAAAAAGUGGUGCAUUUGUGGACUAUGUACUUUUUUUUCUGGAGUUUUAACGCAUUUUAGAUUCUUUUAAAAAAAAUGUAUUUCUUUCACGUCAGAUCUCAUCGGACUGUUGUCCCCUCUGGAAUUCAGGCUUGGCUUUUGCUAGAUGCGAACCAGACAAACUGUGGCUUGAGAGUAAAGGGAUAGUUCAUUUCAUUUUCAUUAUCGGUGUUUAACCUUGUGACGUGGCCCAGUCGUGGCUCAGGGGAGGUCACGGACUCCUGUGGACUUGGAAUGAACUAUCCUUUUAUGACCAAGUGCGUGAGCAUCUGAAAAUUUUGCAUCCAUCCACAUUCACCCUCCACUUCUGUCUGCUCUCGAGUAGAAUCCCCCUUCGAUGACUUUGCACUGAUUUUGUUAGUUAUUCCGUUGUUUGUUUUUAUAACUACUCUAAUGGAACAAAAAAAGAGAGAGGGUUGAGGACUGCCCUGUUACACUCGGCUUUAACAUCCUCAAUCAUGAAAUCUGAAUCUAUCAAGCUUGAUGCUGCAAUCAUAGUCUUUUUAAAGAAAAAAAAUUGUUUGCACUUAAAUUAGUUUAUUAGAAGAGAAAAUGGCUUUACAUUUUUGGGUGUGCUCAGAACUCACUGAUGGCUAAUACAGUAGGUGAUGAAAAUGAUUUAAAAAAAACUAUUAAAACCUUUAUCUAUUUAGCCUUUAUUUUAAUAUUAUUUCAGAUUCAAAUCUGCUCUGUAUCAUAAUGUGUAUAUUGUAAUAAAUUGAUCUGAUGGGGGCCUAAGCAAACUACCAUUACGGCAGUGGAAGUUUUGUCAUUGAUAGUUAUAUUUCUAAAGCCUAAAGUAUACAUUAUUAAUAAUAUUAAAAUAAUCUUGAAUACA